GCUGCAGCCAGGCUGAUGUUGCUGCUGUCCCUGCCCUGGCAGAACGCGGCCAACGCGGCGCGGGAGCUGGUGAUCCAGAGGCUGCUCUUCGUGGGCAAGGCCUGCGAGAACGAGGAGCAGCGGCUGCUGGAGAGGGUGCACGCGGAGGAGGAGAGGGCACACCAGAGCAUCCUGACCCAGCAGGUGCACUGGACAGAGGCUCUGCAGAAGCUGGGAGCCCUCCGGACCUACCUGGUGGACAUGAUCACCAACCUGGAUGACCAGGGCCUGCUGCGCGCAGAACGAGAGAUCUUCGAGAGGACAGAGGUGGCGGAGGGAAUCUUGGAGCCACAGGAGUCCCUGAAGUUAAACUUUAAUCAGACGUGUGUUCAGAGUCCACUCCUGCACCGACUGUGGGCCUCUGCUGUGCUCUGCUGCCUCACAGGCUCACAGGAGAUUCACAUCGAUGAGAGAACCCUCAGCCCCCACCUCAGCCUGUCGGAGGACAAGAGAACGCUGACCUUCAGUCCCAAGAAAGCCAAGGUGGACUUGGACUGCCCGGAGCGGUUUGACCACUGGCCCAACGCCUUGGCCACUGCAGCUUUCCACUCCGGGCUGUGUGCCUGGAAGGUGGGCGUGGAGCAGAGCUGUGCCUACAAGCUGGGGGUUUGCUACAGCUCCGUGCCCAGGAAGGGCUCUGCCAACGAGGGCCGCCUGGGAUUCAACGCCGCCUCCUGGGUGUUCUCGCGCUACGACCGGGAGUUCCGGUUCCUGCACGCGGGGCAGCCCCAGCCCGUGGAGCUCAUCAAGGCCCCGGCCCAGAUCGGGGUGCUGGUUGACUUUGCGGGGGGAGAGGUGCUUUUCUACGACCCCGACUCCUGCACCAUCCUCUUCUCCCACAGGGAGACCUUCACGGAGCCCGUCUACCCCGUGUUUGCCGUGGCGCACCAGAGCAUCUCACUGGUCCAGUGAGCAGGGCCUGAGUGUGACUGUGUGUGCCCUGCACUGUGCCCUGGGGGGAAAGGAGCCCAGGCAGGGCUGUGGGCUGUGUACAGUGUUCAGACAACACCUGCCUUCACACUACAGCUGUUCUUCAUGUGUUUUACAGCAGCUCU
Molecule: messenger RNA, 1094 nt
Organism: Neopelma chrysocephalum (saffron-crested tyrant-manakin)
Lineage: Eukaryota; Metazoa; Chordata; Aves; Passeriformes; Pipridae
Gene: BSPRY
Product: B-box and SPRY domain containing
Exons: 4
Coding region: 16-951 (311 amino acids)
Molecular function (GO): protein binding
Source: RefSeq, a predicted model, not a curated record